Sus scrofa (pig) is the source of this 3377-nucleotide messenger RNA. The record is from RefSeq and is a predicted model, not a curated record. NCBI's taxonomy places the organism in Eukaryota, Metazoa, Chordata, Mammalia, Artiodactyla, Suidae.
CUGCUCAUCCAGGCUGCGAGUGCCUCCGGCUAAUGGCCCCGCCACCCCGCCUUCUCUCCCUUCCAGCUCACUGCCCAUCGCGGCCACCCUCCCUCGGGGACUCCUGAGCCUCAGAGACAUCCGGCAGCACCCAGAGAGGCUCGGAAAUCACGAGGGCUUCCUCUUCUGGGACCUGCAUGCUCCUGUUCCAUCUCCUGCUGUUACACGGCCAUCGUGUGCUUUCCAUUUAAGGGUGGGGGAAAGAAAACAGGGGACUCAGGGCCAGAGGUCCUGUCCUGGCGUCUAAUCCAGUCUCCUCCACCCUCUGGGGGCGUCCUUCUCCUCCACUAUCCCAUUAGAUGGCUUCUCGGGGCCCUGAGUGGUGCUGAAACCAGUCUGUGGCUCCCAGAGCUCACUUCCCCGCCUCAGGGAUCUGAGGGCAGGGAGCAGGGGGGGCAGGGGCGGCCCCAUGGACCUGCCCCCGCAGCUCUCCUUCGCCCUCUACGUGGCCGCCUUCGCACUGGGCUUCCCCCUCAACUGCCUGGCCAUCGCAGGCGCCGUGUCCCAGGCCCGGCUCCGCCUCACCCCCAGCCUCGUCUACGCCCUCCACCUGGGCUGCUCUGACCUCCUGCUGGCCACCUCUCUGCCGCUAAAGGCGGCGGAGGUCCUGGCAGGGGGAGCCUGGCCCCUGCCGGCCGUGCUCUGUCCCAUCUUGGCCCUGGCCCACUUUGCCCCCCUCUACACAGGUGGGAGCUUCCUGGCUGCCCUGAGUGUCGGCCGCUACCUAGGAGCCGCCUUCCCCUUGGGCUACCAGGCUGCCCGGAGGCCACGCUAUUCCUGGGGGGUGUGUGUGGCCAUAUGGGCCCUUGUCCUCUGUCACCUGGGGCUGGUUUUUGGGUUGGAGGCUCCUGGAGGCUGGCUGGACAAUACUACCAGCUCCCUGGGCAUCAACACGCCAGUCAAUGGCUCUCCAGUCUGCCUGGAGGCCUGGGACCCGGCCUCUGUGGGCCCCGCUCGCCUAAGCCUCUCUCUCCUGUUCUUCUUUCUGCCUCUGAUCAUCACGGCCUUCUGCUAUGUGGGCUGCCUCCGAGCACUGGCCCGCUCAGGCCUGAGCCACAGACGGAAGCUAAGGGCGGCCUGGGUGGCUGGUGGGGCUCUGCUCACGCUGCUGCUCUGCCUAGGACCCUACAAUGCCUCCAAUGUGGCUGGCUUCCUGAACCCCAACCUGGGAGGCUACUGGCGGAAGCUGGGGCUCAUCACAGGUGCUUGGAGCGUGGUGCUCAACCCACUGGUGACCGGCUACCUGGGAGGGGGCACUGGCCGGGGGACAACAUGUGUGGCCAGAACAAAAGGGGGCCCAUCCCAGAAGUAGGAGUCACUGCAGGGGGCAAGCGGCAGGGAGCAGGAGAGCCUGGCUGCUUCUUCAGGCUCCUGGCGGAAGCUGCUCCAAAGGAACUGUGGGCUGGCCUUGCCUGGGGGCAUCCAUGGAGCCACUUAGGGAAAGAACUGAGCCUGGCAGAAGACGGCAUCCCAGAGGGGGAGAAGAAUGGAGGCCUGGAGCUGGGUCACAGGGGAAGGUAAGCUGCCGCAUUUCAUCAAAUCAUCAGCCUGAUUUCCACCUCUACCUGUCUCUCUUCUGAGUCCUGGCAGGCCUGACUGCCAGUGCGCCACAUAGGGAAGGAGGGAGACAGUUUUCUUCUAAGCUGAAGGAACUGCCACUCUGACAGGGCACACUGGGAGAUGUUACUCCAAAAUCAUUCCCUAGGAAAGAGCAUUUACAUUUCUGAAUAAGGGGCAGGAGGCCAGCGAAUGAGAGUUAUACCACUUUACCCCACAAGGGGGCAGCAGUGGAACUGUGAACAGGAACUGUGAAUUGGUAGGAGAGGAUGCUGGGGGUGGGACGCUGGGGCGGGGGGGUGUCCCCGCAGUUGGGGGGAAUACUAGCAACACCAAAAACAGUCGCAAACAAAUAUACGUGACUGUCACCAUGCCUUCAAGUGCUUUACAAGUGGUGUCUCAUUUCAUCUUCCCACAUCCUUCUGAUUUAGCCAUGUGACUGCUGUACAGAUGAGUGGGCUGCUCACUGCACAGGGGUGUCAGGCAGAGGGGCACACAAAGAUUCAAUUCUAGCUUGUGCUUUGCCCACCAAGGCCUGUGCCUGGCAUGGAGCUGCUUCAAUCCAGGGAAAAGAGCACCUUGUUCUAAUCGGAAAAAGACACCACCCCACUCCUCAAGCAGUGCACCUUGGUGCAGGGCUGUGCUCACCUGCAGGGGGUGCCUUUCCCUAACCUGCACUAAGGCACCACAUGCCUUACUUAGUUGCAGUGCUGGAACCAGGUAUUCUUACCACCUUCAUCCUGUGGCGUUAAGAAAUUUGCCCGAGGCCCUACAGCAAGGAAGGGGUAGGUGUAGGAGGUCAUCGGUCAAAGAAGACUCCCAAGGAUUGGGGAACACUUGGGAAACGCGGGGUAUUGGGGUUAAUGCCUGUCCUUGUGGUGCCUUUUGCGAAAGUAAAUGAACCUUCACCUUGAACCUGUGAGAGGGUGGGCAGAGAGUGGCCAAGGCCUGGGCAUCUGCUCUGAGGGGAGGUGUAGGAAGCAGACUUGUUCCUCUAAUGAUGACAGAUAAUGAGGUGAGUACUCAGAAAGAAAAAAAAAAAAAAAAAAGCAGUGGCUACGUGCCUGGUGUGCACAGGUUGGUUUAUGCAAGUUAUCUCUUUUCAUAGGAAAGUGACCCCAAGGGCAAGAAUUUUUGUCGUAUCUGUGGAUCUAUCCCCAGCAACCAGAAGAGAGCUGAGCACACAGUAGGCUUAUAAUAAAUAUUUGUUGAGUGGAUGAAUGCCCAUAACAGCCCUCCAGAGGAAGUUUUAUUACCCUGUUUAUAAACAUGGGAUCAGGCCAGAGAAGUUAAGUUACUUGCCCAAGGCUCCCCCGAAGCGAGAAACAAGUUUCUGCUCAGUGCUGACACCAGAGAAUUUUUGUCAAAGCCUGGACUCCAGCCCAGGUGGCCCCACUGCUGCUCCCGUAGCACUGUAACCAUUCUCCCUCCCACUUGUGGGUUCGGGGCCACCUCUUCCAGUUACUUGUGCCUCCUCCGCUUAGGGAAGAUUUCAGUUCCUCCCUGGGGCCACCAGUGCUCAGCAUGGUCUGCCUCCAGCAUCCUCUGGCGACCCUUGCCCUUUGGGCCCCAAACCUUCCACCAGCACCCCCAGCAGGUCAAGCCUGUGCACCCCCACGCCCUCUGCACUGUUUCCUCCAGGAGUUCUCUGCCUCUGUAUUAUUUAUUAUCCUCCUACCACUCAACCCCCCACCAAAUGUCAGCACCAGGACAGUGAAAACUUUUUUUUUUUUUUACGGCUGCAUCUGUGGCAUAUGGAAGUUUCCAGGCGAGGGGUUGUA